Molecule: messenger RNA, 6730 nt
Organism: Silurus meridionalis
Lineage: Eukaryota; Metazoa; Chordata; Actinopteri; Siluriformes; Siluridae
Gene: perm1b
Product: PPARGC1 and ESRR induced regulator, muscle 1
Exons: 4
Coding region: 1585-4413 (942 amino acids)
Biological process (GO): response to muscle activity; regulation of DNA-templated transcription
Cellular component (GO): cytoplasm; nucleus
Source: RefSeq, a predicted model, not a curated record
UGGUGAAUCUGCAGUGAGUUUUGGACUUGAAAUGAAAAUCUGCUCAGGACUAAAUAAAGACAGUGCCAUAGUGAUGCAAUGAUUCCAAUGAACUCCUCCACAAUGAUAGAGAUUUCAACAUCUUGGGCAUUGUGUACUCUGCCAUACAGCUUUAGCGGAACUUUUCCGGAGUUCUGUAAUCUAUAUUUUCUUAAAAAAACAAAAAAUGUAAAAUUCAUACUGCUGCUAAAAUCAAACGAGCCAAACAUCAAACAUUUUUUUAUUAUUGGUAGAAAGUAAGAGCUUUUGCUGCAACCUUGAAUUAAAUUUGAUUUCUGGUGGUGUAAUGAAAAAAACUCAAUGGUUAUUUGAUAAUUAAUAAUAAUUAAUUGACAAAUUAAUUUUAGUUUGCUGUUGAAAAAUAUUAUAGUCAGAUUUUGUACAACUUAAUAAUACUAAAAUAAUAAUAUAGGUACAGUGAGUUAAUGUUGUUGUUUUUUUUUUUGCAUGGGAUUAAAGGUCAUAUGAGCAUAAUUGUCCAUUUCACUCUAUUUUCUUGAAUUAAAAAAUGAUUUAAUUGCUGCCAUCAAUGGACAAGUGUAUGUAAGAGUAGGAUAUGCAUAAUUACUCACUAUUAUGUUGGAAUUUACAUUAAUGUUUAUAUUUAUCCAGAAUGACUUACAUCAGUUUUCUACUCACCAUGGAAAACACCUUCAUGCUAAUAGGCCAUGAUGUACGAAAAUUCACCUAAGAUCUGAAUCGAAGAAUCUGUAACUGAGAAGGUUAAAUCUUUUACUCAGUGACUCAGCUGUUUAUUCAAGGAGGGGAAAUUUAUUGCAUCUCCAUGAUGCCAAUUCUACAAAAAAGUCUUGAUUUUUAUUCCUUGUAUUUUGAAUCAUGUCAAGUUAAGGCAUGCUUCAAGCCAUAUGUUUGAAUCAUAGGUUACUAAGAUGUAUUUGCCAGAUGUAAGAACAAAUUCUUCUUGAGGGUAAAUUAUUGAAAGGUCAUUCAAACAAUACCUGCCCAAAGACAUAUUUAAACGAUGUGUUAGGUUAUAUUACCUAUUAAAUCAUGUCACUGCUUUAAUCAGAUUUGUGAAUAUAGUUACAGGUUGUGUUAUUGAUUUCAAUGCCAGUUCCAAUUUUUCAAUGGAUUUGUAUCAACCAAAUGAAACCAUAAAUAUAUGAUUCUUAUAAAAAUCAUGCCACUUAGACUCUUUUCUUCGUUACAAAUUACUCAUUCUAUUUUAAGUCGAUUUAUCCACUUGUAAAUACAGUUAAGUGAAAGGAUAUUGAUCUCCCAAAAAAACUGGUAGACACUAAGAUAUGAUAGAUCAAUAAAGAAUCAGUUUUGUUUUACCAGACAAGUGCUAUUUAGGGGUGCAUAGCAUAACCCUGGCUAUAGCCGCACACAUGCAAAUCUUCAUGUGACCAGAGACACUGCUCUAUUUAUAACAGAGUGAGACAGAGGCCCCCACAUUCCCACAUACAAGGGCAGUGUGAACGCUGUGGACAGCGACAUGCCAACCUUGGGCAAUAUUCAAGGAUUUGGGAAAUAUUACUUGCACGUGAAGAUGCUGAAUCAUGCUGUGUAAACUCCCUUGUCAUGGAUGAUUUAGAGCACAGUGUUAUAAUAGCAGAGAGAGAUUGGGAGAGUUUCUAUGAGGAAAGUGAGGAAUGCUCUAUUCAACCAGCAUGGCUUGCAAGCCUGGAUGAGUCAGGCUUCAGUGACACUGAUGAUGAGAAAAAUCCCAGUCAAGAGCCGGUUUUAGAUCUCCAGGUCAAGUGUGACAAACCAAAAAAAGAGGCUGAUGCUACAUCACUGAUACAGAGUGGAGCUAAUGAUUGUAAAGCUGAAAAGCCCUCAGAGGAACCUAAAUUAUUAAAUUAUAAAAAAGAUGAUAAGAGAUGUGAGCAAAUUGAAAAGAUCAGUCUGAAUGAUGUCUCAACAACAUGUGCAUGCUUGAACCCAGAUAGCAGUGUGAGUGUAAAUCAUGCCAUUGUUACUGAUCAGCAACAUACUGCUUUAAGUAUAAAGGAUUUAAUAGCAAACAAUGAAAGUUGCAGUGAGAAUAAUUCAUGUAUCCAAGAUGUCGGGCAUGUUGGCAGCUCAGAAGGAGAAACAGUUUUGAAGGUUUUGGAAAGUUCAGCAACUACAAAAAAAGAGAAAGAACGAUGGUUUGUCACAGUAAAUGACAGUCCGAGAAUGCCAAGAGUAAAGUCUGGUCAAAAAAAAGAACAACAAAAAAAAAACUCUAAUAAGCUAGGCCAACAGAGCACAGCAAUAGAAAGAAAGUGCUCCUUCCCAAGCAAUAAAAAAGAAGAAGAAAUAAUGAAAAAUAGACAAAAAUUACAAAAUGGAUGUAUGCAACCACUCCAAACAUAUUCUCAAAAUACUGACUUUAAUCCAUCUCCUAAUUAUUUUCGUGAAGACAUUAAUUUAGGCUUAUGCAAUUAUCAAGAGGUAGUUUUAUCUUCUGUGAAAGAAAAGGAGGCCUUUGAAAAAUGCUCCACUUCUACAAUUUACUGCGCUUCAAAAGUAUCAUCACUUAUUGCUGAAGAGGAAAACACAAGUUGUGCUUUUAGUUUCAACUGCAAAGACAAUUCAGAUGUUCUUACAGAAACUGCAGCAAAUAAUCUUACAGCUUCUGUGAAUUCUCCUUUCUCAUUAAUGCUCACAGAUACACAAUCUCAAAAUGAAGAUCUAGCAAAUGACCAAAGCAUAGCCAAGGAUUUCAAAAACAUCACAAAGGCCACCACUCCAGAUCACCAAAUGACCAACAAUUUAAGCCAAAAAGUUAAUGAAGACACUCAAGAUGACAGUUCUAGAUUUAUUCUGAAUACAUGUUCAACAAAGCUGCAAGAGCAAGAGUAUCAAACAGAAAAGCAGGAAGAAAUGAAAGUACCCUCCCAGGAGAUAGAGAAUCUUCGAUCACAAAAGGAAAGUCUUGAAACAGCUGUAGGUCCAACUUGUCCAAUAUAUGCUCUUUCACCCUUCUGGGAUGACAUGGAGAAAUUGACAAUAAAUGACAUUUUACAUCUAAGAUCAGAUCAUAACAGAUCUCCUAUGAGCGUGAGUGUAAUUACUGAAGAGAGUGACGUCCAUCUUGAAGACAAAGAAUUGCUGAUUUCUAAACAUGACAGUCUACAGGAAAGUUCCUUGAUGGAUGACUCUGCAGACUCUGACUAUUUCACACAUGUGGAUGAGUCUAAACCAGGCCGUUCAAGCUGUGAACUCUCUAAUCUCUCUGAUUUUGAUGAGGAGUUUCUACAAAGUCCUGAGCCUCAACAUGUCAAAGAACAGAUGGAAAUAUUCAAAUCUACAUACACCCUAGGCCAUGAAUUUGAUUCAAAUAAUAAAAGUGAGUCUCUAGACACUAUUAAACUGAGUCAUCAGGAUGGAAUCCCACAUUACAUGUAUCCAAAUACAGAGGUACAAAGAUUAAUACUUGCAUCUAAUCAGGAUGGAGACGUGAAUCUCUUUGAACUGGAAGUUAUGAGGAAAACACCUGUUUUAACAUUUACCCAUUCAGCAGAUAAUCAAUCCAUGUUAAACUUUUCUGAGAUUAGUGAAGGGACUGGUACCUCAGACAUUAUCGCCAAAACUGCUAUGCCAUUUCCAUUUGUGCAAAAAAUGUCUGUAUGUGAGAUGUAUGAUGAUUUUUUCUCAGAUUUUGAGAUUGGGAAUUUUUUCUUUCCUUCAAUCCAAGAACAGCCGGUUCCUAUCUUCUCUGCCUCACGCUCAUUGUUAGAAGAUUUGGUAUUCCCAGAGGUAGAUCAUCUCGAAACUGACCCAGAUUUUAAAGACGAUAAUAUGCCAAUAAGGGACAUGACCUGUUUUAGCAGCCAGCCAGAGAUAUCUACCAGUCCCUCAGGGAUGCCAAACCUGUGCUUUUCCAUGAGCCAAAGAGGAAACUGGAGUAGUAUUUUCUCUCUGAGAAGAACCAGAUUUAUAGGAAAGGAAAGCACCUGGCACCACAAAGUUAGCUCUUGGAUUUUACCAAAAGAAGCUAAAAAGGCAACAUCAUAUCUCUCAAGAGCUCAGCAAAUAACACCACUAUUGCAAAUGGGAAACAAAUCCCUCCUACAACUGGCCGAGCCACAGAAACAUGCUAUAAUUAUUUCAAACAAUGAAGACUUUUCUAUUAGGCAAGCAGAUAUGUGCCUGGUUUGUAUUGCCUUUUCUUCCUGGGUAUUGAAAUCCUCUAAUUCACAGUCUACAGACAUGUGGAAAGCAGGUGUGUUAAAAUAUCAUAAACAACACUAUAUGGCCAUGCGAAUGUAUAUUAGUGCAUUUAGACAUGGAGGUAUUUCAGUUCAAUUAGUUUCAUCAUUUCCUUCUCAAUUUCCAGCUCUCCUGGCAAGCGUAAGUGCAAUCUCAGCCAUCCAGUACAUGCGAAAUAUGGAAAAGGACACGGCUAAAGAUGGUCUAUGAUGUAUUUCCAAACUGUUAUCAGUAGGGGCCAGUUUAAAAGGAAAAAAAGGGUUCAUUUUGCACAAACUAACAUGUACAAUGUAAAUACACAAUGUAUUUGUCAGCCACUAGGUUUUGUUAUAUUCUGUACUUUAGUUUAUAAGACAUCUGCCAAUUUUGUACCAAAUACAGGAAGUUUAGUUUUUCACCAUUCACUUGAUUGUUAAAGUAACAUUGAUUCAUAUAGAGAGAUUAUGUUGAUAAGGACCAGAAGAGCACUAGCAGGCUUAUCAGAAAUGUGCUGAGCAAACAUACAUUGUGUAUAUACUUGUGAGUAAUAGAUUAUUAAUAAUAAUGUAUAUGAAACAAUUUUCCCUGAGAUCACUUUAAUAGUCUGGACUUCGUACUACUGCAGGCUGAAAUAGUUUUCUGUCAGUUGAGCUUCUGUUCUUCCUGCUUGGCCAGGAAACAUAUAAAAAUGUCAUCCUCUUGUUGUUUUUUCCAAACCUUUUGCAUGAGAUAUUUUUUUUUUUUAAAGAUGGUGACUAUUGUUGCAGCCAAAUGGAGUAGCUGGAUAAGUUUUUUUGUUUUUGUUUUUAAAUUAACAAUUUACAAAUGAACAGCCAGAAUUAUUUCAGACAUUUUUUAAAAAUUAUUAUGAAAAAUGUCUGCCAACUUAAUUAUGGACAUUUAAAACAGCAUUUUAUUCUGAAACCAGAUGCUUCAGCAACCAAUAUAAACAAAUUACACAAUAUUUAUGUGGAUGCAGCAUUAAAGUUCAUGAGGUGUGAAAUUAUGUUUUAAAAAAAAGCAAUACAUUCAUUUUUUUUUAAUUGUCAAAUGUGUUAAAGAAUAUUAAAGGAAAACUCCACCCUGAAUAUGUUUACACAUACGAUGUGCUUAGUUGUUGUGGUGAUAAUUUGUUGGGUGUUGCUGUUUGUUAUUCCCACAAGAAGUCACUAACAGGAGAAUAUUUUUUAACAAACAAAAAAGGAGAUUCUUUUCUCACUCGACAUUUUUACUCACCAGUGACUCCCAGUCAUAUUAUUGAAAAAAUCCAAAACAGACUUAGCAGAGUUCUCACACAUUUGAGCCAAAAGACCAAAAUGCUGUGCAUCUACUGUAUAUCACGCGGUUCUGAGUCACGGCAGAGAAUCAGUUUGCCUAGUUGGCGAUCUACAAGUUGACAAGCACAAUGGUGCUGACGGGAGGAUUAGCAUAAAAGCUGAUGUAUUGAAACCUGAUCUGGGUGAGCAGAGUGAACAAAUAAAGAGGUGACAGAAGGACCAACUAAAUCACUAAAAGGCAGCUGCAUUGCUCACUGUAGGUAUGAAGAUAAAAGAGAUGAAGUACAGUAUGGUGCUACAAUCAGCAGGGAGCCAAACUACAUUGUGAGAACCGUAAGAAACGAACAGACUGUAGAUGUUGAUAAAAUGUUUAACAUAAAAACAAAAAUAACAAACUCAGAAUUCCCUGAGAAUAUAAAUCUUGAAUAGCGCUGAUCACGUGUAAAUUAUACAGAUUAGUAUGCAAGUUAAUGAGGUUAGAUUUUGUUUCCCUUUACAAGGACAGUAUGUAUGUAAUAUUGUGUAUUAUCGUACAAGGUUAUAUUUUUUAAUCAAACCAUUCAUACAUUCAGUACACAAUUCAUAAAAAAUUACUUUCAGUAUUCACUGGUUUAUUGUAGAAAAUGCGGUCCUUUUGACUGUGUAAAGAAAAACAUUUUGACAUGAGAAUAAUGUGAAUAAUAGUUCUAACUGAUGUCCCUUUGGGCAAAAAUAACGACACUCCACUAGUGGUCACAGCUAGCUUUAUAUUGUUACUUAGACAUAAUACUUUAUCCAGAGAUAUAUGACAAUGGUGUCAAUUAAUUACUUAAUUGUUAUUAAUACAGUUUCAUUUGUAUUGCAAUAAACAGUCCAAAAACUAUUCUCUCUCUACUGUUAUAUACUGAUAAGAGUGUUUACUCCAGGAUAUACCUUAAAAAGAGAAGGUUAAAGAAAAGCUAUGAUACAGUAUUUAAAGCAUGCACUUACUGCACACAGGUUCUUUUGAUUUUCUGAGUCCAAAUCUAACAUGAAAACACUCAUUUACACAUAUAAUAUAUUAUUUAAUACAUAUACUAUGUACAGUAUCAUAGAGUAAGUUUCAAUAAAGUUUUAAACUUUAAGCUGUAUUGUGGAUAUUCGCAAUACUGGACAGCACCCUGCAAAUACUAAAUACAUCUAGUGCCUUAGCACAGCAACAAUAUUACAAUAGAUUUAAAUUUUUAACAGUAAAAACUGCUAAGUAAUAAUCAUGCAACAAAAAACAAGGUCAAUGUGCUUGGGGAAGAAAA